AUGGCCGGACACCCCCAGGUCGAAGGACUGGUCGUGGUGAAGCUGCAGAAGUCGGAAGUGGUCGGGCGCUGGAACGCGCAGAAUCCGGAGGUUCCGCUGGAAGUGGGGCAUGUGAUUCUGGAGAUCAAUGGCCUCACCGACAGUGAGAAGAUGUUGGAGCAAUUUGCGCCCGGACGGACGGUGGACAUCCUGGUGAACGUCGUGAUGAAUGCGCAGCACAACCGGAUCCUGUCGCAUUGCUUGCGCAAGCAACGCCUCGCUGCCGCGGUCGAGACGCUCCUCCAUCCUGUGGACAACUCCUCCGAGAACGACGACGACGCGGUCGAGACCUCUGGGCCACCGGUGUGCGCCAUUUGUCAGGAAGACAUGAAGGUGAAGACAUGCUGCAAGAAAUCAGAAGUGGUCUCGCUUGAGUGCAAACAUCGAUUUCACUGCCAGUGUGUGAAGCAGUGGCUUGUGAACGGCCAGCUGCGCUGUCCUUUGUGCAACCAUCAGCUGCAGUUGCGAACGGACACCGACUAG
Molecule: messenger RNA, 522 nt
Organism: Durusdinium trenchii
Lineage: Eukaryota; Dinophyceae; Suessiales; Symbiodiniaceae
Source: the annotation of a GenBank genome assembly